This is a messenger RNA of Eutrema salsugineum, 1903 nucleotides long. RefSeq names its product cysteine protease ATG4a. The coding region runs from base 282 to 1697 and encodes 471 amino acids. Gene Ontology annotation, molecular function: protein-phosphatidylethanolamide deconjugating activity. The record is from RefSeq and is a predicted model, not a curated record. Lineage: Eukaryota; Viridiplantae; Streptophyta; Magnoliopsida; Brassicales; Brassicaceae. The transcript has 9 exons.
GAAGAAAGUAGAGAUUCUCCAUUGAGAUUGUGUCCCAAAACCUCCAAAGAGACACACGUUCUUCUUAGUUGUCCCUUUGUUGUUAGGUAUCUUCGACGGGACGUAGAAGCGACGAAGCUACAACACGAAAUCGAUCUUCUUUCUUCUUCUUCUUCUUCUUCUCUCUGACUCUGCGUUAUCCUCGUCGGCGAUUGUUUAAUCGAUCCCUCAGAUAAGGUUCUCAGGGUUUAUGUUGCUUCUAUGAGACGGACACGUUGCAAUUGGUGCUUCAUGUCUAGGUAAUGAAGGUUUUAUGUGAUAGAUUUGUUCCUCAACAAUGUUCUUCAUCAAGCAUGAGUGAAAAGCAUGAUAAAUCCCCAACAUCUCUAGUUUCAGAUUCAGGACCUAGGGAUAAUAAGUCCAAGUUUACUUUGUGGUCAAACGUGUUUGCGCCUUCUUCCUCAGUUUCUCAACCGUUUAGGGAGUCUUCAACUUCCGGGCACAAGCAAGUUUGGGCUACUUGUAAUGGUUGGACAGCAUUUGUAAAGAAAGCCUUUAUGACGAGUGGUGCAAUCAGGAGAUUCCAGGAGCGUGUUUUAGGGCCAAACAGGACUGGUCUUCCGAGCACCACAAGUGACGUAUGGCUCUUGGGUGUCUGUUAUAAAAUAUCUGAGGAUGAAGCCUCAGGGGAAACAGAUGAUGGUAGUGUAUUGGCUGCAUUUAAACAAGAUUAUUCAUCCAGAAUACUGAUUACAUAUCGUAAAGGUUUCGAACCUAUUAAGGACACAACUUAUACCAGCGAUGUAAACUGGGGUUGCAUGCUUCGGAGCAGCCAGAUGCUUUUUGCUCAGGCAUUGCUUUUCCAUAGGCUGGGGAGGUCUUGGAGAACCAAGAAAUCUGAGCCGCCUGAACAGGAAUACUUAGAGACCUUGGAACUUUUUGGUGAUUCCGAGGCUUCAGCUUUCUCCAUCCAUAAUCUUAUACUAGUUGGAGAGUCCUAUGGUCUUGCUGCUGGGUCAUGGAUAGGACCAUAUGCGAUAUGUCGAUCGUGGGAAUCAUUAGCUUGCAAGAAGAGAAAACAAACUGAUUCUAAACACAAGAUGCUUCCUAUGGCUGUUCAUAUCGUUUCGGGUAGCGAAGAUGGAGAGAGAGGCGGGGCUCCAAUUCUCUGUAUAGAAGAUGCCAGAAAAUCUUGUCUAGAAUUCUCAAAUGGACAGGCUGAGUGGACUCCGAUUCUUCUUUUGGUCCCACUGGUUCUUGGGCUUGACAGAGUGAAUCCCAGGUACAUUCCAUCUCUCAUAGCCACAUUCACUUUCCCUCAGAGUCUGGGGAUUUUGGGUGGCAAACCAGGUGCCUCAACUUACAUAGUUGGCGUUCAAGAAGACAAAGGUUUCUACCUUGAUCCGCACGAAGUCCAACAGGUAAUCACAGUCAACAAGGAAACUACAGAUGUGGACACAUCCUCCUAUCACUGCAAUGUCCUUCGUUACGUUCCUUUGGAAUCACUCGACCCAUCUCUAGCUCUCGGAUUCUAUUGCCGCGACAAAGGUGAUUUCGAUGAUUUCUGUCAACGAGCAUCGAAACUAGCGGAGGAAUCAAACGGUGCUCCAUUGUUCACCGUCACUCAAACCCACAGCGCGAUAAGCCACAGCAAUUGCGGGUUUGUGGAGGAUACAACAGAGGACGAACGUGAAGAAGAUGAAUGGCAAUUGCUCUGAUCAUCAAACCAUUAUACAAUUCUCAUUUCUUCUUUUGUAGCUAAUGAUACAGAGUUCUCUUCUUCCGCCUACCAUUUCCAUCACAAUACAAUGUUGUACUAUAAAAACCACACAUCUUUUGGAUUUUCAAACAUAGAUUGAAGAUUGUGAAAAGGGAAGAGUGGAGAAACCAUAAGGUAUUUGGAUAUGACCACUCCAUUUUCCGA